Molecule: messenger RNA, 1989 nt
Organism: Drepanopeziza brunnea f. sp. 'multigermtubi' MB_m1
Lineage: Eukaryota; Fungi; Ascomycota; Leotiomycetes; Helotiales; Drepanopezizaceae
Source: RefSeq, a predicted model, not a curated record
AUGGCAACUGACAAGAAUAGAAACUCCGGAGAGGAGAUCCAGAAGGGCAAGAACAACGAUAAGGAAGUAAAGCAGACCACACCAGCUACUCAGGGCGAAGAUACGGAGAUGAAGGAUGUCAAUGAGCCUGUCCAAGAGAGCGAUUCCAGCGAUUCUGAUAUCGAUCUCGCUGGCCCUACAAAGAAGGACGAGAGCAAAGAGGUUUCUCGGCGUGUCAAGCAAGAACACCGAGUUGAACAAUCUGCUUGGGCCUACCCAAGAUCGCUGAUAAGGGAUUCAGAGGACGAUGAUAGCGAAUCCGAUAUCGAUCUUGUUGGCCCUACUAAGAAUAAGUCCUAUAAGAAAGCGAAGAAGAAUGAUGGAGCAGACGACACGGCCAUUGUUCGAAAAAAGGCUACGAAGGGUGACACAACACACAAUAAGGCUGAUAAAAAUCCAAAGAAACCGAAGAGAGCCAUUACCGGUCGCGACUUGUCCAGAGUCGAAAUCCUGAAGCUGGCGCUGAAGCCUGCAGCAGAACGCAUUGCUGAGUGCAGUAACGUCUAUGGCUGCCACGGCCUCAUUCUGUAUUCUCUUCGUAAAGGGGGCCGCAGACAAAAAGAGAACCCUUUCCUGGAUCCCACUCAGGACGAGCUCGACGAAGCAAAGAUCACUCGGGACAAGUUCCCACGCUAUGCUACUAAGGGACGCGAUACGAAGAAGGGAAGAUCUGGUGGUGAGGAGAGAGCUGUUCUUGAGCAAGACGCGAAGGGCGCAGCCUCCAACGUCACAGUGGUAUGGGAUUACGCUCGCAGUUCAUCGGCUGCAAUCAGCAGUUUGAUUUUAAACAAGGAGAUCACAGAUUUCCACCAAGAUACACCCGAUGUUAUCAGGAAGUCGGUUAUGGAGUUGAACCUGCAGGGUUUGACACUGGGUAGCCUAGCGUAUCAGGUUCAACGUCAUAUGCUUACUAAUGGCGGCUGGUCAUCGACCGAUAUCGGUCGAUUUGUCUUGCAGAAGAUGGAGCUUGCGUACAGCAUCGAGGCUAGCACUCUGUACAAAAACCUUCACUCAUCCUCAGAUGCUGCGAUUUACGACGGAGCACUCGAUUCAGAGACAAUCAGAAUUCUGUCGGGGGAGCGAGAUGUUUCCGGCCGCAAGGUCGAAGACUUCGAACUUCGAUGCUGGGCAGGAAGAUGGCAUCAAGCUUUCGGAGUGAGACCUGCGGAUGCGAAUGUGGACUUCUUUAAAGACGCCAAAGCUUCAUCAAAAUGCGACCUGAUUUCAAACUCUGUGCCUUCAAACAAUGCCUCUAAGCUUUCUCUUGAGGCGGACUUUCUCUUGAGGCAGAGUGGUUUAACUCAGGAGGCUCGCAUCCCGGCUGAUGUUCGGAUUAGCUCGUUUGAUUGCUUGAAGUAUUCAAGAAGUGAUGUUUACAUGGUCGAUACUGGGUGGCACAACUUGGAAGUCUUCUCGGCUAAAUUUGUCAAUGGAGAUGGUCAAAGACGGUCAAGGAUUUUGCUUUGCGCUGGUAGUAGAGAAGCUGAUGUUUACGAAGUACAACAGGCAGCAUCAGUAACUUCCAGCUCAGAAUCAGCUGCCCUCCACGAGGCACGCACAGAUUCGCUAAAGUUGAUCCCGGAUGACGGAAACGACAUCUUGUAUCGAACGUCCAAGACCAUCAAGCCUGGCUUUACACCCGCUACGUUUCAGGAGACCGAGUCUGAAGACCAGCAGACCGGCGACAUACAAGCUGCUGCUGAUACGUCCGCUCAAGAGCAACAAAUCAUGCCGACCGACAUCAAGGCGGGAGAUGCUGAGGUCGCCGCGCAGAAGCCCAAGAAGGAACUACAUCCCCGGGAGGGAAGGGCUCUGCUCCAGAGUUCUUACAUGCUAACAACCUAUGCGUCUGCAGCAGAGACCAGAGAGAAAACCACAAAGGCCACGAAGACUCCCAAGCCAGCAGCCGAGAAGAUCCCAGGUCUCCAGAUAUCGCAGAGUCGACACUAA